AUGAGUUCCGCAGUGCUCCCUGUCGCCCUGCAGAACAAGCUGGUGGGCUACGGCCGGGCCUCCCGUGCCCAUCUCUCGGCCGUGAAUCUGGAUCUCGACGAUCGCCCGCUGACCAGCACCUUUCGUAUCGAUAACAGGAUCCGCAAUAUCGUAUUCAUCCUCUUCCUGUUCCGGUACAUGCGCAAGACCUUCUACUCGCUCCGCGGAUACGGCGUGUUCGGCAGCAUCCGCAACGUCUACAUCGCCGCCCGUCUAUUCUGUUACUCCCUCUUCCUGCGCGCCCCGGGUGUGCGCGGCCAGGUCGAUAAGCAAGUCUCGACCGCGAUCGAAAAACUCGAGACUAAGCUCGUGCAAAGCGGGCCUGACGUGAAUCGUUAUCUCACCCUGCCUGCGGAGGGCUGGUCCGCCGAUAAGGUUCGCGAAGAGCUAAAUAAGCUCGCUGGCUUGGAGCACACCCGUUGGGAGGAUGGUCGCGUCAGUGGUGCGGUUUAUCACGGCGGAGAUGAUUUGUUGAAAUUGCAGGCCGAGGCCUUUGGGCAGUUUGGCGUUGCAAACCCGAUUCAUCCGGAUGUUUUCCCUGGUGUGCGGAAGAUGGAGGCUGAGGUUGUUGCUAUGGUUUUGAAUAUGUUCAAUGCUCCCACGGAUGGUGCUGGUGUUACUACCAGCGGUGGUACCGAGUCCAUUAUUAUGGCUUGUCUGGGUGCCCGGCAAAAGGCAUUCUUGGAGCGAGGAGUGACGGAGCCUGAGAUGAUCAUCCCUGAUACCGCUCACGCGGCCUUCAUCAAGGCUUGCAACUACUUCAAGAUCAAGUUGCACCGUGUACCUUGCCCCGAGCCCGAGUUUAAGGUCGAUGUCAAUGCCGUUCGCCGCCUGAUUAACCCCAACACCAUCCUACUCGUGGGUUCGGCACCUAACUUCCCUCACGGUAUUGUCGAUGACAUUCCCGCCUUGUCACGCCUUGCUACCAAGUAUAAGAUUCCUCUCCACGUGGAUUGCUGCUUGGGUUCCUUUGUUAUUGCCCACUUGAAGAAGGCUGGCUUCCCCUCGCCAUACGAAGAGGAGGGUGGCUUUGAUUUCCGCCAGCCCGGUGUUACCAGCAUCAGUGUGGACACUCACAAGUACGGAUUCGCUCCCAAGGGUAACUCAGUCCUGUUGUACCGCAACAAGGCUUACCGUAGCAACCAAUACUUCAUUUACCCCGACUGGUCUGGCGGUGUCUAUGCCUCUCCCUCCAUUGCCGGCUCGCGCCCCGGUGCCCUCAUCGCUGGCUGCUGGGCUAGCUUGAUGAACGUGGGUGAGGCUGGCUACAUCAACAGCUGUACCGAGAUCAUCAACGCUGCUCGCAAAUUCGACUCUGCCGUCCGCGGACACCCCUUGAUCUCUCUCCACAUGGAAGUCGUGGGUAACCCGAUGGUCAGCGUUGUCGCGUUCCGCAGCAAGAACGGUGCUAUUGAUACCUACGAUAUCGCCGAUGACCUGUCUGCCAAGGGCUGGCAUCUCAAUGCCCUCCAGUCACCACCCGCUCUGCACUGCGCCUUUACUAUUCCCACCUCCAAGGCCGUCGACCAGCUCAUCAAUGACGUGGUCGAAUGCAUUGAGAAAGAGCUCGAGAAGGCCGAGGAGCGCCGCCGUCAAGGAAAGGCCUACAUCCUGGAGCGCGGUGAAACUUCCGCUCUGUAUGGUGUUGCUGGCAGCAUCCCCGAUAAGAGCAUCGUCAGCCGUCUGGCCGAGGGCUUCCUUGAUACCCUGUACAAAGCCUAA
Penicillium cataractarum is the source of this 1761-nucleotide messenger RNA. RefSeq names its product sphinganine-1-phosphate aldolase DPL1. Gene Ontology annotation, cellular component: endoplasmic reticulum. The coding region runs from base 1 to 1761 and encodes 586 amino acids. The record is from RefSeq and is a predicted model, not a curated record. The transcript has 4 exons. Gene Ontology annotation, molecular function: sphinganine-1-phosphate aldolase activity; pyridoxal phosphate binding. Lineage: Eukaryota; Fungi; Ascomycota; Eurotiomycetes; Eurotiales; Aspergillaceae. Gene Ontology annotation, biological process: carboxylic acid metabolic process; sphingolipid catabolic process.